ACUUUGGCCUUUAGGUCACUCCGGCCUUUGGGGUCUUUGGGUCAAGUUGGAGUCGUCUGCGAAUAUGCCCUUAACCCAAUUUUACGUGUAGCGUGCAUACCCCUUAAGACUCGAUCUGGGUCGACGUGUCUCGCCCUGUCUAUGUGACGCUACUUGGCGGUUAUUGAUUAAUUCGUCGAAAGAGCCCAUUGUUAGUAAAUUGAAUUGACGUUAUACGAGCCGGAAGACUAGAUAUGUUAAGGCGUGUCUCGCGCUUGUUGGGAGACACAUUCAGUACGUAUAGUUUCCAACCCCAAGUCGAAUCCGAAGCGUCUAGAGCGGUUUAUAUAUCCGAUAAACCCCAUCCGACCUUGACUCAUUAGCAUAUAACCUCGCUCUAACUCACGAGAAGCAAAACCAAUGGUUCCGAAGAUGGCAAAGAAGAAGAAGAGGGGACAAUUGCGCCAACCUCCCGACCCGAACCUGCUUAACAACCAAGGCCGUCCGUCUACUCCAGCCAACACAGUCGAGCCUGUGAAGCCAGUUGAGCCUGUGAAGCCGGUCGAGCCGGUUAAGCCAAUAGAACCUCCCAGCUCAGUGAAGUCGCCCAGUCCGGUACCUAGCGUGGUCAAGCCGCCUAGUCCGGCGGUCAGCUCAGUCAGCCCGUUCAAUCACUUCAAAGACGAAGAACAACAGCCGAGCCCGCCAGUCGAUAUACCGGAAGAUUGGUCAAAGGAGGUUCAAGACGAUAGCAAUGUCGACAACGUCGCAGAAGAAACUGUCAAAGCCUGGCCUUAUGGCGCUGAUGACAAAGAAAGUCAAGUCCAUUUUUUCGACUCGAGCUUUACGCGGUUAUCUUUCGAGGACAGCGAGCGUAACACUUCCGAGGUACUAGCUGCCGAUUUCAACGCUGGCUCGACACAAUCAGCUGAUGAGGGCUAUGGAAAUGUCAGUCCCACAGAGCCCGUAGAGCCUCCAGAGCCCCAAGAGUCCCAAGAGCCUCAAGAACCUCAAGAGCGAGCCCCAGACUUCUCACAGUAUGAUCAAUUGCCUCGAAUCCCACCCCCUACCGAACCCCUAACACCAGGAGAUCGAUUUGAUGUCGAGAAAGUUGUUGGCGCUAUUCAAAGCGGUUAUUCGGCGGCCGAAUUGCGAGAUUACCUGAGCUACUACCAUAAAGCGGAGACGACUCUCUUGAAAGAGAAUCUUAAUGCGGAGAUUAAGGGAUUCCCAGCAACAUUCUACGUCGCCGAGACCAACGAUGCAGAGCUCAUCCGUUACUGGAUCAAAUUUGGUGGUGAUCCGAAUGCCACUCAUGGACCUCUCGGAUUUCCCUUACUAGCUUUUGCUGUUAUACGCGGCACUCGCUCACGAUCGCAAGCGACGAAAAUCACCGAGACAUUGCUCAGACUCGGCGCAUCGCCCCACGCUAUCCCGACAGCGUAUUACAAGCAAUUCGACCGUGAUCUUCCGGACUCCGGGCCUGAGGAAAGUGACUUGUAUGUCAUUGCAGAUGGUGACAAGCUCUGGCACACGCCCGAGGUUCGACCUCGGCUCGUUGCCGCGCUGAGCCUAACUCAGCGUUAUCGACUAUGGCAAGCAUCUGAAACGGGAACAGCAUCCGGCCGUGAACGAACUCUGGCCAUCCGAAAGGAUGCCUUAGAAAUACUUGGGCUGCAAUACACCAUCAUUGGACAGAGACUAGCGACCUGGACUUUGAGAAAGAGUUUCCUUGUACAUCUCGCUAUGCCGCGCAAGAAGCCGCUAGUUCUCCUUUUUGCAGGACCUAAGGGACAUGGCAAGCAUACUCUUGCGAAUCGAUUAGGGGACCUUCUAUCAGUAGAACUUUCAGAAGUCGAUGGCACUAGUCUCAAGUCCGAUGAGGACAGCGAUUUGGGCUCACCUUUACAUAACUUCCUCGCGAGAAAAACUAAGCAACGAAGUAUUGUAUACCUGGACGAGUUCGGAAAGACAACCGGAGAGAUCCACAAAGCUCUUCUCUCCCCAUUUGACCAAGGAGAGUAUACGGACCGUCGGAGUGGCCAGAAGGUCGACUGUUCCCAAACGAUCUGGGUUCUGGCGACGAGCAAGUUUGACAACACUAUCUCGGAUUUCUGUCAGGCGAAUGGCAAGCUCCUACACGAUUCCGAUCUGCGGUCAGAACAAUACACACUCAGGAGGCAGCUUCACCGUCGUCUCCGCGACGAGUGCAUAAGCAGUUUCGGGGCUCCCUUAGCCAGCCGAAUUACCGAAAUCAUCCCGUUCCUGAACUUCGAUCUGGAAGAACAAGCUCUCAUCGCGGACAAGUACAUCAUGGAGCUUGAGAACGAGAUUGCGGGUCCGGUCGCUCAGUCAACUAAUCCGGACGAAGACAAGCUCGUUGGCAAUGUUCGACUGCAAAUUAAGAACAACGCCAAUGUCUGUUCUAUAAUUGCGCGGGAAAGCUAUCUACCCGAGCUCGGAGCUAAGAGCAUAUCUCACGGUGUUGAUGCGACCAUCGCGAACCAAGUAAUAAGUCGAUACUUGGAGGAGGGCGAUGACUUCAGCGAAGAUCAAGCGGAAACCAAAUUCAAGGUCGCCAUGAACGAGGAUAAUGAGGUGGAGGUAUCGGCCAUCAGUGAGGGUACCAAUGGUCACCUGCUAGGACCGAGAUAUCCUUGGUAAGGGGAGUGGUUUACUGUACCGGUAUGAGUGGGUAAUGGUUAGUGAUGGGCGGAUUCUAUUCGAUCUUGUAAUAUUUUCUUUUUAUCUUCAUUUAACCUCCACUUGGGAGACUUGACGCUUUUUAGGAUACGAUGUAUGAUGUACCUUUCAUGUCACACAAAAGGAGGAUGAUGACGAGGGAAGAAGAUAAGAUUUACCUAAUGCAGGCACAAGGUUUAUGGUCCGUGCACACCUGGACAGUUUCCUUCACAUGCCAGAUGGGAGCU
Molecule: messenger RNA, 2909 nt
Organism: Annulohypoxylon truncatum
Lineage: Eukaryota; Fungi; Ascomycota; Sordariomycetes; Xylariales; Hypoxylaceae
Product: P-loop containing nucleoside triphosphate hydrolase protein
Exons: 5
Coding region: 400-2643 (747 amino acids)
Biological process (GO): cellular response to heat
Cellular component (GO): cytoplasm
Molecular function (GO): ATP binding; ATP hydrolysis activity
Source: RefSeq, a predicted model, not a curated record